Sinocyclocheilus grahami is the source of this 587-nucleotide messenger RNA. RefSeq names its product MICOS complex subunit mic25a-like. The record is from RefSeq and is a predicted model, not a curated record. The coding region runs from base 85 to 501 and encodes 138 amino acids. The transcript is spliced from 7 exons. Gene Ontology annotation, cellular component: MICOS complex; mitochondrion. Gene Ontology annotation, biological process: inner mitochondrial membrane organization. NCBI's taxonomy places the organism in Eukaryota, Metazoa, Chordata, Actinopteri, Cypriniformes, Cyprinidae.
UGUGUGUGUGUUGACUGUAGGUUCGAGCGUGAGCAGGCUCUGGUCCAGGAAGAGUUGGCCCGGAUCAGCCGUAGAGAGAGAGAGAUGGCAGGAGACGAUAUGAACCCAGCGGCGCUGCGAGAAACAGCAAAGACACGGCAGGAACCAGACAAAACACACAACCUGCCGGAUGAGUUGAGUGUUCGGGCCCGACAGCUGAAGAAGAAAGAAGAUGAACUUAAACAUCUGGCACAGUUUUACAAGGAGCAACUACAACUGAUGGAGAAGAAGAACACUGAAUACUAUCAACAGACUGCACACGUGUACGAGCAGGAGGCGCUUAAAGCAGAGGCCACUGUUAAGCCUCGUCACGUGAGUCCCGUCUGCCCUGAGCUGCAGUCGCAGGUGUUGAGCUGCUACAGACUGAACCCACAGCAGACGCUGCACUGCUCACAGCUGGCCAAAGACUACAUCAACUGCAUCAACACCUCCAAGAAGAACUUGCUGGUGAACCACGGAUGAAGAUGAUGAUGGUUGGUGCUGAAGAAGAGGAGCAGCAUUAGAGGACGAUUGUGUGUGUGUGUGUGUGUGUGUGUGUGUGUGUGUAU